This is a messenger RNA of Guillardia theta CCMP2712, 804 nucleotides long. RefSeq lists its product as hypothetical. NCBI's taxonomy places the organism in Eukaryota, Cryptophyceae, Pyrenomonadales, Geminigeraceae. The transcript is spliced from 3 exons. The record is from RefSeq and is a predicted model, not a curated record. The coding region runs from base 228 to 686 and encodes 152 amino acids.
GCUCCUGGCAUCCAACAUGCUUGCAAUCCAUGGCGGCACUGCGACAUUGUGGCAGGACAAGAUACUCCAGCGAUGAGCAUGCACAUGUUGAGGACUUCUUCUUCAGCUUGAGAUGCCUGUAUGCCCGACAGCUUCUUGGGCUCAAUGAUGCAGGCAUUGUGACUGUGAGGUUUUGUUGUAAAACAUGUCCUCGAUGACUAUGAAGCUCUGUUGUACCUAGGGAAUCGAUGGGAGGUACUAGGAAGGUGCUGUUGACAAGCACUCUCCUCGCUGUGCUACUGGCCUCGUGGUUGAGAUCCUCGGACUGUGUCAAAGAACCUCCUUCAUCCAAGGGAAACAGCCAGCCAAUCGCAGAGAAGUCGAGUUCAGCCUCUCUGCACAACGUGAAGGCUGCCUUCCAUGCACUGAUGGCCAAGGAGAAUAAAAUCAGCAAGAGGAAGAAGGAAGACACCGGACGCAGCGAAUGGCAGGAGGAGACGAAAGCAAGGUGGACAGCAGACGACUUUCCUAACAGGUUCGACGUUGUGCCGGGAAACUCGUGGGAUGGCAUCGACCGCUCUAACGGCUACGAGAGGCGACUUCUGCGCAAGCAAGACAGGAGGCUCGAGCAGGAGAUGCUCAAGGAGGUGCAGGAGCCUCAGCAGCUCUUCGAAGACAACGUGCAAGAGUUUGAUUCAGAGGAUUAGAACUCUCAAAGUCUGCUUGGAAGAGAGCCUAGACUACAGUCUUGCCUGCGUCCUCGUCUUCUUCUUCCUCCUUUACAGGUUCUUCCUCCUCCGGAGGAGGGGAUAUGGGAUCUGUAAC